Messenger RNA from Saitoella complicata NRRL Y-17804, 2154 nucleotides. RefSeq lists its product as uncharacterized. The record is from RefSeq and is a predicted model, not a curated record. The coding region runs from base 1 to 2154 and encodes 717 amino acids. Gene Ontology annotation, biological process: meiotic cell cycle; microtubule nucleation; cytoplasmic microtubule organization. Gene Ontology annotation, cellular component: centrosome; equatorial microtubule organizing center; spindle pole. Lineage: Eukaryota; Fungi; Ascomycota; Saitoellomycetes; Saitoellales; Saitoellaceae. Gene Ontology annotation, molecular function: microtubule minus-end binding; gamma-tubulin binding. The transcript has 2 exons.
AUGACAAGACCAUUACACGUCAUAGACUCCCUAUCAUCACUCCCGCUAGACCUCCAAGAAGCGUCUAUCAUCGAAGACCUUCUGUACGUCUUCAUGGGCCACGAGGGAAACUACAUCCACUACGCCGGAACAUACGACCCGAAAAGCGAGCAAGACACACUGAAGGGACCGCAAUGGGUGAUUGCCGAUGGACUGGAUCCAAGUUUACGGGAUUUGUGUAUGGGAUUGUGUAGGAUGAGUACGUGGUACGUGAGCGUCAGUGCUUUUGUCGAGAUCCACAGUCGUGCGGAGUUCGGAGUGGUGAAUCACGCGUUGUGUGCGGCGAUACGGAAGUUGUUGAAGGAGUAUCUGGUGCUCGUUGCGCAGCUUGAGCAUCAAUUUCUGACGAAUCCGGCGUUUACGUUGCAUACACUACACUUGCACGCGUUACCGACGUCGCAUACACUGUUUCAUAUGUACUCGCUUGCACACGAGGUUAUGAAGCGGAAUGCGACGAUUGAGGAGGAGAAGGACAUGAUGGACGAUAUGGACAACAUCGAGGGUAUCCUGGAGGCGCUCAAGGAAGGGAACGAUAUCACUUCUGGCGUACUUGGGAAGCCGACGAUCUGUAAGGGUGGUGCGGUGUUGGGAUUGCUCAGUACGCGACUGUCAAGUUUGGCUGGUGACCCGGCUGCGAGGAAGCUGUUGAGUCAUUUGCUGAAGGAGGCGAGUAAACCGUACAUGAAGAUGCUUAAUGAGUGGCUGCAUCAUGGUGAGAUUCGGGAUCCGCAUCAAGAGUUCUUGGUCAAGGAGCAGAAGAGCAUCAAGCGUGAGAGGUUGGAUGAGGAUUACACCGACGAGUACUGGGAGAAGCGCUAUACACUGCGCGAAGGUGAGGUUCCGCCACAGUUGGAGAGUGUGAAGGAAAAGGUACUGCUGGCAGGCAAAUAUCUCAAUGUGGUUCGGGAGUGUGGAGGUGUCGACGUCAGCAAGACCGAUGAGCGAGAUAAGUGGCCGAUGAGCUUCGAGCAUACGAACUUCCUGGAUAACGUCAACUCGGCGUAUGCGCAUGCUAAUUCAUCGCUUCUUGAGUUGUUGCUGACGACGCAUGAACUUCCUGCGCGCCUACGAAGUCUGAAACACUACUUCUUCCUUGAUCAAAGUGAUUUCUUCACGCAUUUUCUUGCGUUGGCGAGUCAUGAACUCAAGAAACCUGCGAAGAAUGCCAAUCUCGUCAAACUGCAGAGCUUACUGGAUAUUACACUACACUCACCAGGUACCAUUGCCGCCAGUGAUCCAUUCAAGGAGGACGUCAAAGUGCAGAUGAACAAGGUUUGGCUGACGGACUGGUUGAUGAGAGUCCUGUCGGUGAAGGGUCUUGGUGAAGAUGGUUUGCCUACAUCGAGUUUCGGUCAGUCAACCUCGGACAAAAAGGACCAGAAGGAGCUGGCAGGAUUUGAUGCAUUGCAACUCGACUAUACUGUUCCGUUUCCGUUGAGUUUAGUCAUCUCGAGACAAGCCGUGACAAAGUACCAGCUCCUCUUCCGACAUCUUCUCAGUCUCAAAAAUGUUGAGCAACUCCUUGGUGACACUUGGAUGGCUCACAUGAAGGAUGCGCAGUGGAGUCGUUUCUCGAAGCACCGUCGUCUCGAGAUCUGGAAAAAACGCGCAUGGGCCCUGCGGUCCCGAAUGAUGAGUUUCAUUCAGCAAUUGGCGUAUUUCUGUACCAGCGAGGUUAUUGAGCCGAACUGGCAGGGUAUGAGGGUCAAAUUGGAGAAGGUUACUACGGUGGAUGAGUUGAUGAAGGAUCAUGUUGAUUUCUUGGAUACUUGUUUGAAGGAGUGUAUGUUGACGAAUCAUCGUCUUCUCAAGAUUCAAGGAAAACUCAUCUACGGAUGUACCAUGUUCGGCCAAAUGACGACAUAUCUCGCCCGCUCUCUUGCUACGGCUGACCCAAUGCUCGACCCUACACAAUUUAUUCCGAAGGAUGGACCGUUCCCCGAGCCUAAUGCCGCAAAGAUGAACAGUCUGGAAGAGCUUCUGCAGAAGCAUGAGGAGCACUUUGCAAGGAAUACCAAGAUUAUGAUGGAUGCAGUGAGCUACUACGCCGGGACGGAGAGUGCACGUUUGUUGAGUCUGGUGGUGAGGCUGGACUGGGAGCAGGCGAGGUAUUGA